AUGGACAACUCCUCCGUUGCCCGCAAGGCAGGCAAUGAGGGCUGUGCCUGCGGGACAGCUGCUCCUCCUGCCUCACCGCUACUGGUAGUGGGAGUAUACUCAGUUUCUGAAAAGACUGUACCAAUUCCUGAAAAACUGAAUGAAUGGGCACCACGACCUCCCCCGGAGUUUGUUAGAGACGUGAUGGGUUCCAGUGCUGGAGCUGGGAGUGGGGAGUUUCAUGUGUACCGACAUCUUCGUCGGCGAGAGUACCAGAGGCAAGAUUUCAUGGAUGCCAUGGCUGAGAAGCAAAGACUAGAUGAGGAAUUCCAGAAGAAACUGGAGAGGAAUAAGAUGAUUGCAGAAGAACAAACAGCAAAACGCAGAAGGAAGCGCCAGAAGUUAAAAGAGAAGAAACUGCAAGCUAAGAAAAAUAAACUUGAACAAAAGAAGCAGGAAAAAGAACCUGAUCAAUCUCAAGAGCGAGUCAGCAGCGAGGAUGAUGAAGAGGAUAGCAAGGAGGAGGAAGAGAAGGAAGAUGAUGCUGAAGAGCCAAGUUUUGUGAUGGGAAGAGGAUGAGGCCUUCCAGGGACAGCUGGAAACACUGUUCAUUGCUUUAUAUUCAGGAGCAUGAAAGUCUUUCAUCUCAGCCAAGCAGAACCCAUUGGCGUACAUUAUAUCUGCUUAACGGUGAAUGACCUUCACGUCACAGGCCCGAGAGAUAUUGAUAGAGAAAUGCCAAAUAAGAGAUUUUUUUCUUAAUUGCUUGUAUAACUGCUGUGCAGUCUGCUCUAAGUUUGCUCUAAAGAGUCAGCCAUAAGUCUCUGUGACCCUAGAGUUCUUUCUAACAUGGCCCAGAGUGUUUUUGUCUGAAAGCUAAAACAUAUCCAUUACCAUUUAAGGAAAAUAUUACUGUGAGGGCUACGUAUUCUACUUAUGUCGAAGCUGGUAGCAGUGGGAUACAUGAAUCUAAGGGAAGAGUUUAACCUAAAGUAGAAAAGUGGUCUGUAGCCAGAUUCUCCUGCACUGUGAGUGUUCUGAAUUUGGGGUUUUGUAUGGGGUCAUCUCUAACCCAAAGAGAUCAGUUUAUGUUGCUAGACAAGUUCUAUAGAUUUUUAAGCAGGAUCCCUUUUUUAUUGCUAAAACUUUCCCUAUCACUUUUCUUCCAUGUUUUUUAAAUGAAUAAAGGGGAUGUGUUGGAUU
Pygoscelis adeliae (Adelie penguin) is the source of this 1182-nucleotide messenger RNA. It is a transcript of the gene PRKRIP1, whose product is annotated as PRKR interacting protein 1 (IL11 inducible). Gene Ontology annotation, biological process: negative regulation of protein kinase activity. Gene Ontology annotation, molecular function: protein kinase inhibitor activity; double-stranded RNA binding; protein kinase binding. The transcript has 7 exons. Bases 1 to 558 code for a protein of 185 amino acids. NCBI's taxonomy places the organism in Eukaryota, Metazoa, Chordata, Aves, Sphenisciformes, Spheniscidae. Gene Ontology annotation, cellular component: nucleolus. The record is from RefSeq and is a predicted model, not a curated record.